Molecule: messenger RNA, 733 nt
Organism: Sesamum indicum (sesame)
Lineage: Eukaryota; Viridiplantae; Streptophyta; Magnoliopsida; Lamiales; Pedaliaceae
Source: RefSeq, a predicted model, not a curated record
UACUUCUUACAACUCCCAUCACUCACCCAACGCAUUCAGCAAAUUGCCUUCCUUCUCAUUCCUUCUUCCUCAUCAUUUCUAGCUUCGAAUCACAGCAUGGGUGCCAUCACUUACGAUAUUGAGAUUCCUUCCUCAAUCCCGGCCGCCAAGAUGUUUAAGGCCGUUGUCCUCGAUGCGGAUACCCUUAUUCCUAAAAUCAUGCCCCAGGCUAUUAAAAACGUUGAAAUCUUGGAAGGAGAUGGUGGUGUGGGAACUGUCAAAAUCAUCCAUUUUGGUGAGGGCAGCCAGUAUAAGAGCGCAAAGCACCGUGUUGAUGCUAUUGACACGGAGAAUUUGACCCACAGCUACACCAUUGUUGAGGGUGACGCACUGGCCGGAGUUCUUGAAUCCAUCACUUAUCAUGUCAAGAUUGUGCCGACUGAAGAUGGAGGAUGCAUAUGCAAGAACAGGAGCAUUUACCACACCAAGGGCGACGUUGAGAUCACCGAAGAGAAGAUCAAGGAAGGAAAGGAGAAGGCAAUGCAGAUGCUCAAGGCCAUUGAAGCUUACCUCCAAGCUAAUGCCUAAGCGCUAAAUAUACAAUCUGAGGCACUAUCUCCCUUGUUUUCAAGAUAUUAUUGUGAUAUUUUCUUCUGUUUGAGCUAUGUAUUUGGGGAUUUCUAGCAUCGUAAAAAAUUGUACUUUGUUACUGUAUCAUUUCAAUAAAAAGUGAUUGUUUUCUUGAUUGCUAUCA